AUUAUACAUUGUUACAUUAGGUUGCUGAAACAAAUCUCGAAGAACCAAUCGACGCAUAGACGUUCUCUUCUCUUCAAUGGUGGUUGCAGUCAAAGUUUUCAAGAAGACUACUCCAAAUGGUAAAGUUACCGUCUAUCUAAGCAAGAGAGAUUUCAUCGACCAUCUCGACCAUACCGAUCCUAUAGACGGAGUUGUUUUCAUCGAGAAUGACUACUUACAGGGUCGCAAGGUUUUCUGUUCUGUGGUCACAGUCUACCGUUAUGGACGGGAAGAGGAUGAGGUUAUGGGAGUUAAAUUCAGCAAAGAGAUAUCGAUCGGGUCGGUCCAAGUGGUCCCAUCCAAGAGGGAAUUAGAUCAGAUGACAACCAUUCAAGAGAAAUUGGUGAAAAAAAUGGGACCCAACGCAUAUCCAUUUACAUUCAAGUUUCCUGACAUGGCGCCAUGUUCAGUGACCCUCCAAGCGGGUGAAGAUGACCAAGGCAAACCACUUGGUGUGGAAUAUUUCGUAAAGUGUUGGGUGGGCAACAAUGAAGAAGAUAAGGGCCACAAAAGAAGCACUGUUCAGUUGGCAAUAAAAAAAUUGCAAUAUGCUCCGGCAGUGCGCGGAAGUACAAGGCUUCCGUCUUCGCUUGUCUCGAAAGGUUUCACUUUCUCCAGUGGCAAAAUCAAUUUGGAAGUGACGCUGGAUAAGGAUAUUUACUAUCACGGCGAGAAAAUCGCUGCUAACAUUAUGAUUAGCAACAAUUCGCGGAAGCAAGUGAGAAAUAUCAAGGCCUAUGUUGUACAACACUGCGAGGUUACAAUGGUUAAUGCUCAAUUCUCCAAGUACGUGGCCAGUUUAGAGACGCGCGAAGGCUGUCCAAUCACCCCUGGAGCAAGUUUCACCAAAGUGAUCUAUCUCAUCCCUCUGGCGGCGUCCAACAAAGACAGGAGGGGAGUGGCAUUGGACGGGAGGCUGCGUGAUGACGAUGCCAACUUGGCCAGCUCAACUCUGGUUCCCGAUGGCAAAUGCCCAAUCGACGCGAUCGGUAUCGUGAUAUCGUACUCACUGAGAGUGAAGCUCAACUGUGGUACUCUCGGAGGUGAACUGGUCACCGACGUGCCUUUCAAACUGCUGCACCCUGCUCCCGGUAUGGUUGAGAAAGAGAAAGCGAUUGCUAUGAAGCGAAUGAAGUCCAUUGAUCGUGGUCGCUAUGAUAAUGAUGACGAUGACAACAUCGUGUUUGAAGAUUUUGCGAGAUUCCGCAUGUCACGUGACGAAAUGGAAUAGAAUCGACAACACCAUUUAAUAAAUGAUAGAAGUAAGGUAUGAUCAAACAUCUAAAAGUCGAGCAGGCUUAAAAAUGCAAUCAAUUAAAUUCAAGAUUUAUGAAUUUUUCAGCUUCAUAAUUUUAAAAAACUAUAUAAAUUUCACAUUUAACUAUUGUUUCUUGUCAAUUUUUUGAACGUUAACAAAAAUUUUGUGAACGAACGGUAGAAAAACAUUUGAAGAUUCUUGCCUUUAAGUAUUUUUGAUUAUACUGUACUUUUAUUGCACCGGACAUACGACAACGACUAUAUAAAGCCAAAUACAGUGAUUUUUUUCUUUUUAGUUACUUAGAUACUUAUUAGAAGCAAAUAUUAAUAUGCAGGGUUUAUAUCUUAACAAUAUUUGUAUAAGAAUUAUUCAUAUUUUAUUCUCUAUUGAUAUUAUUAUAAUUAUUUAAUAUAAAACUUUAUUCUUUAUAAGAAUUAAACACUUCUUGUUUUUCUAUUUUUCGGGCAUAUUAAAUUAAACACUAUUGUGAAAAUAGAAAGGCAAGUAUAUUUUAUUAAAGAAACGGCGUCGUAGUAGCCAUGAAAUAACAAAUGAUGAUAAUUUCUGUCAGGUCCUUUUUCUUUAAAGAUUAAUUUUCAACAAUUUUUAAUAAAUGACAUAUGUAUAUAGGUGAUUGGCCCGACAGAAAUUAUUAACAAUUGUUAUUUUAAAGACCACUAUGAUACUCUUUUUUCCGAUCGUAUGGCAUGUUUCAUUCAAAACCAAUGGCAAAACUAAAGAAGUUUCCGAAAAGUAUGAUUAAAUAAAUAAGAGUGUACCUACUUCCGCCAGAAGUGAUAAUUGUUAAUGUAGUUAGGCAAUAAUUAUUGUUAAAGUAGUUCUUAAAUCUAACUUAAAUAAAUAUCUA
Messenger RNA from Sitophilus oryzae (rice weevil), 2165 nucleotides. RefSeq names its product arrestin homolog (gene Arr2). Gene Ontology annotation, molecular function: G protein-coupled receptor binding. Bases 77 to 1270 code for a protein of 397 amino acids. The record is from RefSeq and is a predicted model, not a curated record. Gene Ontology annotation, biological process: signal transduction; G protein-coupled receptor internalization. The transcript is spliced from 8 exons. Gene Ontology annotation, cellular component: cytoplasm. NCBI's taxonomy places the organism in Eukaryota, Metazoa, Arthropoda, Insecta, Coleoptera, Curculionidae.